Messenger RNA from Andrographis paniculata, 770 nucleotides. RefSeq names its product 54S ribosomal protein L51, mitochondrial. The transcript is spliced from 5 exons. The record is from RefSeq and is a predicted model, not a curated record. The coding region runs from base 194 to 553 and encodes 119 amino acids. Gene Ontology annotation, molecular function: structural constituent of ribosome. NCBI's taxonomy places the organism in Eukaryota, Viridiplantae, Streptophyta, Magnoliopsida, Lamiales, Acanthaceae. Gene Ontology annotation, biological process: mitochondrial translation. Gene Ontology annotation, cellular component: mitochondrial large ribosomal subunit.
ACCCUAAUCAACAUUUACACACCCAGAUACCGCCGCCGCACCAGGCACCGCCAGGGCUACAAAUCGAAUUUCAUUUAUCUUCCGUCUCCCACCGGCUUCGUCGUCGACGUCCCUCUUUUCCUUCUUUUGCUUCAUCGGAGGCUUUUGUCCUUUCUCAUAAAUUUCAUCACUGGAAAUCAAUCUGUUCAUAGGAAUGUCGUUGAGAGGGGUUUGGCAGCUGCAGAAACUAAUUGUGCGCUUCUGCGAUUGGGGUGGAAGCAGUCGAGGCAUCAGGGCUUUUAUGGAGUCUCAGUUGCCCGCAUUUAAGGAAAACAAUCCCCAGCUGGAGGUGGUCACAGAGCUGAAACGCGGUCAUCAUCCUUAUUUAAAAGGAUUAUACAGGAACAAAAACGAGCGUGCUGUGUGCGUGAAGAACCUAACUCCAGAGGAAGUACUCCGAUGCGCAACCAGGCUGAGAAAUUCCCAGGGCCGGAAAGUGUUGAAGCUGAAAACGAGGCACGUGACUCAGCAUCCAAGUGUUCAAGGGACAUGGACGACUGCCUUGAAGAUAUGACGAGUCCUGCUCACUUCAGUAAGCCGUCUUCUCUAUCUGCUUUCCGCGCAACAAUGAGCCCACUGAAAGUGAAUCGCAACUGUUCUGUUUCAUGCUUUGUUUUAUUCAUUGGAAGCUCGAAAGGACCGAAUAUAAUGAAUGCAGAAUAAAUUUUUAAAUGCAAUUCCAUUUCAUUAACAUCGGGUCCAAUGCCAAAUCCGUUUGAAUUGCCAUUCCA